Achroia grisella is the source of this 1200-nucleotide messenger RNA. RefSeq lists its product as uncharacterized. The coding region runs from base 175 to 1155 and encodes 326 amino acids. The record is from RefSeq and is a predicted model, not a curated record. The transcript is spliced from 5 exons. Lineage: Eukaryota; Metazoa; Arthropoda; Insecta; Lepidoptera; Pyralidae.
GUUUUUACUUAAUUUUUUUUAUUUAUUUCCAAUAUUUUGUUUUGUUAUCUUUUAAUAUCUAUUCCCAAAGUAGUGCUUCACAAAUGAAUUGGCAGUUAAAUAUUUUUUAGUUUUUCUAUUCAAUCUUAUAAUUUGCCCAUAAAAUUGUAUAAAUAGUGCCUUUGAACAUCAAGAAUGGAAGAAACACCGGUGGAUUUUAUAAGAAAAUCAACGAGAAAUUUACUUAACCUGAAUCGAAGAAUACAACGGCAAGAAGACAAAGAUGUACACCGUUCGGUCGACAGUGUAAGCUUAACUACAGAGCAAAUUAAGGAUAUUGCAAAUCGUUUAAAGUCAAAGUCUUUAGUCACUACAGCUGAAUUACACAAAUUGAAAAAUGCUCUUAUUGAUGACAAAAAGAACAUUACAGAAGUACUAAGCACACAGGAUUCUUUAAGAGGUCUAGUAAGAGAAUUAUCAGGUAAUGAUGUGAAAAGACAAUGUGCUGCUGCAGGUUGCUGCUGCAAUCUUGCACUCGGUGACUACAGAGGAUGCAUAGCAGUUACAAGGGCAGCUGGAUCUUACCUCGUAGCUGCACUUGACAGUCUCACAAUGGAACUAGCUGUAACUUCGGCAUGGACUAUUGGCAACUUGGCGGGCUCAGGUAUUAGGCCGUGCCAAAUGUUAAGAGCACAAGGCGGUCUAACUAAACUAAUUGGGAUGCUGCAUGGGAAUGAAGAUGUUAGAGAUGCAGCACUGUACGCACUAGUGCAUUUUUGUUAUAGCUUUAAAGAUAAUUUGAGGGUGCAACAUAUAAUAAUGAUGGUAGAAGCAUUACUAAACCUGGAAAUUACUGUGGCUUCAGCACAUCUGCUCUUCGUGCUGUCAUGCCAUACAUACUUCGACGACAAAACCCUACCUCACCCUCUGGUAAACAAAAUGGCUGAAGAAUCCGUAACUAUUAUCAAAUGUAGAGAACAAAAUACAGAGAACCAACACACGUUGGUGUAUUUAAUAAGAUCAUUAGCAAAUACUGCUAGUGUUGACUAUAAAAGCAAUAUCAUAGACUAUUUUACCGAUGUUGAUGAUUAUUUACAGAAAUUAUUAAGUGUAGGUGAUAAAUUUGUUACAGAUUCAUUGUUAUGGUUGUUAUGUGUGUUAAAAAGUAACAGUUGAUAGCUUUACAUUGAAUUGUUGUUAACAUAAAUUUAUUAAAUGUUU